AUUAAAAGUAAACCUCUAGAGCAGCUGUAACCGUUAGCUUAGCUGCUAAUUUAAUUUAACGUGAAUAAAUAAACAAACAGGUCCUGGUUCAUGAAUCUGUCUGACGGUGACGGUUUGGUCGGUAAAAGUUGCUCUCGGUCGCGCUGUAGUGAAUAAAACCGCUAACAGGUUAUUUAUAUACGUUAGCUUAGCAUAGUCAUGUUGACCGAGUGAGUUGACCAUGCUAAACACAGCUCGGUGUGUCUGAUACACGCUUUAUAACCUUUAAAUCGGAUUAUUUAGAUUAUUAAAGUGAAUAUAAUCAUUAAAAUUAAUGUAGUGAGAGAUGACAACCGAGACCUGCGUGAAAGACAUCAAACCCGGACUGAAGAAUUUAAAUGUCAUCUUUAUCGUCCUGGAAACAGGAAGAGUUACUAAAACCAAGGACGGCCAUGAGGUUCGGACCUGUAAGGUAGCCGAUAAGACGGGCAGCAUCAGCAUAUCGGUGUGGGACGAGGUCGGUGCGCUCAUUCAGACCGGAGACAUCCUCCGACUGACCAAGGGGUAUGCAUCGGUUUUUAAAGGCUGUCUGACUCUGUACACGGGACAAGGAGGAGAGCUGCAGAAGAUCGGAGAGUUCUGCAUGGUGUACUCUGAAGUGCCGAACUUCAGCGAGCCGAACCCAGAUUAUUUGGCUGUAAUGAACAAGACGGGGCUGAACGACCAAGGAAACAACGGUUCGUCCAGCACGGCGGGUAACGACGGCACUAACGGUAACGGAGUGAACUGCGCCAGUGCGAGCGGCGCCGGUGCGCAGCAGAGCGGCCGGGCGAACGUCGGGAACGGUAACAGGACCGCGUCCGCCGCCGGGAGCGCGGUCAGUAACGGUAAAGAGACGCGACGGUCGGCUAAAAGAUGAUCCGAACUGCGAGUCUCACCAGGACGUGGAGGCUCUGAGAAACCGAAUUAAUGACUGUGAUGACUGGGACCAACGUGGAAAACAAUUAUUUGGAUGGGCGUGUCUGCGGGACGGGAGGUCGGAUGGGGUUUCUCCUCAUUGCUGGUGAAACAGAGACUCCUGUUGUAGCAUGAAGGGACUUGUAAUAGGGAACUGGACAUGAUUAAAUUGGGUAAAAACAGGCAGACAUUUGCUUUAACGUUUGCUUUAAGAUAAAGAUUAUAUAAUUUCUAAAAUGAUCAAAAGGCUCAGAUAUAUAUAAAAUAUAGGUUUUACAGUUUUAUACCAGGUUUAUUCAACAUGUUAGGCUUCAGUUGCAAAACAAAUUGUCAAUACUAAUUUCUAUGGGUUGCCAGAUCGAUUUAAAACCUGUAAUGGAAAUUCCACCAGGAUUUAAAUAACUUUAAUCUGGCAACCCUAACAAGUCCAUGGAAGUAAGACAUCGUUGUUUAAUGUUUAUGUUACAAUAAACACCACUAAGUCCUCUCUCAAA
Molecule: messenger RNA, 1430 nt
Organism: Trichomycterus rosablanca
Lineage: Eukaryota; Metazoa; Chordata; Actinopteri; Siluriformes; Trichomycteridae
Gene: nabp2
Product: nucleic acid binding protein 2
Exons: 6
Coding region: 326-898 (190 amino acids)
Biological process (GO): response to ionizing radiation; mitotic cell cycle checkpoint signaling; double-strand break repair via homologous recombination
Cellular component (GO): SOSS complex
Molecular function (GO): DNA binding
Source: RefSeq, a predicted model, not a curated record